AUGGAUGACGACAAGCGCCAUCAAAUCGCUGAGAUCCAGUGUUGUUCCUCUCAAUCAGAAUCACAAGUAAUACCCAAUAAUAGGUCAACUUUCGACGCCUCCGAAACGACGUCGUAUAGUUCGUCACAAUUUCAAAAACCUAAACCUAAAAGUAAGGGAAUACUGUGCAAACGACGGAACCCUAGAGCUACUGUUCGCCGCACAAGGGUUAAUAAUGUUGCCGCCAUUGGUUUUCCUCUUGGAAUGUCUUUCGCCGCUGUUAUGGCUCAGGUGUUGUAUAGAAGAGAUGCUGCAGGUGAUAGUAUGUCUCCCAGUCAUCUUUCAUCGAUGUGCACGUCUGCGAUCAAUGAAUCUUUAUCCAGUGUAUUUGGAGACAAGCUAGAUGGUUUGACAAAGAACUUUGAACAAUCUUUUGAUAGCACUUUGAGUACUCUUCGAUUAAUUUAUGAAUCAACGGCUAGCAAUGAAGGGAAUAAAUUGAAUAACAUGAGGUUGGAAAUUCCAAAUUCUGAAUUGAAUAACAUGAGGUUGGAAAUUCCAAAUUCUGAAUUGAAUAACGUGAGGUUGGAAAUUCCAAAUUCUGAAUUGAAUAACAUGAGGUUGGAAAUUCCAAAUUCUAAAUUGAAUAACGUGAGGUUGGAAAUUCCAAAUUCUAUAUUGAACAGAGGAGAUUGCUCACGUGAUAUUGUUAUGGAGGAUUGUCAAUCAGAGCCACUGUCACACGAACAUGCUGAAAAUAUUGAUCAAUCAAUUAGUAGUGAAGAGGUUAGGGAUAAUUUUCACAUGGAGUCAGUUACUCAUGAUCUUGCUUUGCAUGGGCAAUCAAACCAAAUGGUUUGUUUUUCUCCAACCUCUUCUGGAGCUGUAUUUAAUAAUUCAGUGAAUAGCACAUUUGAGAAGUCUGUUGUGGAGCAAUGCCGUUCUAAUGACCUCAAGACUGUUGAAAUUGGUCUUACAAGACAAAAAUUGAAACUCAAAGAGAUAGAUCUGGCUCUCCGCUACGAUUUAAAUGAUCUGGAGCGAUCAAAGUUAGCUAUGGAAGUAUCAAAGUCAUCUUUCAAAACUGAAAAUUUUAAGAAUCAGUUAGAAGAUACCAGAUAUGGUGAACUAAAUAAGACGUGCAUAGACUGUCUUAUUGCUGGUCUAUUCAUUAUGUCAGCCUCACUUUUUUAUGGCGCUUAUGUUUACAACUUUGAACGGUUUAUUGAGGCUGCUGAAUUGUGUGCUCCAGAAGAGGAAUCUUACUCCUGGUUCACUCCAAAAUCAGUAGCCUGGUUCAAUUCAAGUGUGCACAUUUUUAUUUGUCGAGUUGGAGUUGUAAGCCGGAUGGUGUUUGGUUUCCUAAUGAUUAUUGUAGUUGCGUAUUUGCUCUUCCAGCGGGCAUCGACAUUGUCAUCACAAACAAUGCCAGUUACUUUCAUCCUUUUGAUGCUAUGUAUUGGCUGUGGUUACUGUGGAAAACUGUGUAUAGACACACUGGGAGGGAGUGGUAAUGUUUGGCUCUUAUAUUGGGAGAUUCUAUGUUUGCUGCAUUUCGUAUCUAUAUGCUGGACACCUGCUUUGUAUCGAAUUCUUCAUGGACCAAUCGAAGUAAUGCAGACAAAGAAAGGCAAUACAAUUUUUUGGUAUUGGAUUCGUCGGUUGCUGUUCUAUGUUAUUUUGCUUGUUGUUCUGCCAUUGUGCUGUGGUCUCAUGCCUUUUGCUAGCUUAGGUCAAUGGAAAGACCAUUUUAUGUCGAAGGUGAUUACUAGUUCAGAAUGGUAA
Molecule: messenger RNA, 1764 nt
Organism: Lathyrus sativus (Indian pea)
Lineage: Eukaryota; Viridiplantae; Streptophyta; Magnoliopsida; Fabales; Fabaceae
Source: the annotation of a GenBank genome assembly